Loxodonta africana (African savanna elephant) is the source of this 1805-nucleotide messenger RNA. RefSeq names its product deleted in primary ciliary dyskinesia homolog (mouse) (gene DPCD). The transcript is spliced from 6 exons. The coding region runs from base 127 to 696 and encodes 189 amino acids. The record is from RefSeq and is a predicted model, not a curated record. Lineage: Eukaryota; Metazoa; Chordata; Mammalia; Proboscidea; Elephantidae.
UUUAGCUGGUGUCCUAGUAUAUGCCAGGUACUAUUUUUAUGCUUGGUCUCAGGGAAAUCAUGGACAGGGAGGAAAACAUCCCCUAUCUAGUAGAAGAGACAGGCAGUAAUCAAAUAAUCUCACAAAAUGAUGGAAAAUUAUAAGCAAGGGAGAAGGAAGGUGCACUAUUUGUUCCCAGACGGGAAGGAAAUGGCCGAAGAAUAUGAUGAAAAGACAAGCGAGCUACUUGUGAGAAAGUGGCGUGUGAAAAGUACCCUCGGAGCCUUGGGCCAGUGGCAGAUUGAAGUGGGUGAUCCAGCACCCCCAGGAGCAGGAAGCCUGGGGUCAGAACUCCUCAAGGAAAGCAAUGCCAAUCCCAUAUUCAUGCGCAAGGACACCAAGAUGAGUUUUCAGUGGCGGAUUCGAAACCUCCCCUACCCUAAGGAUGUCUAUAGUGUCUGUGUAGACCAGAAGGAGCGCUGCCUUGUUAUCAGAACUACCAACAAAAAGUACUAUAAGAAGUUCUCCAUUCCUGACCUAGACAGAUACCAGCUACCUCUGGACGAUUCCUCCCUGAGCUUUGCUCAUGCCAACUGCACCCUGAUCAUCUCCUACCAGAAGCCAAAGGAGGUCCUGGCAGCCGAGUCAGAGCUACAGAAGGAGUUGAAGAAGGUGAAGACGGCCCACAACAGCGAUGGGGACUGCAAGACCCAGUAGUCAGUCCCUCAGCCUGCACCUCCAGGGUAGGCGUGUGUGAGGCACCUCCUAUCAGGCUGUGAGACUUAAAUGCUUAUGCCUGGCCGGCAUGAGGGCAGCCUCCUCUCUUCUAGGAGCUGUUGAGUCUCUGUAAGAACCAGAUCCUGGGGCAUUCCUAGCUUCUGGGGCACUCCUAGCCCCUGGGGCACUCCUAGCCCCUGGGCCAUGGUCUAUUUCCUGAGUAAAGUCAUUCUGAGUUACUGCUGAUGGACUGCCCUCUUGUCCACCUGUGUGUGCUGCCUGGCCCCUGGGCCCGCUGGCCUCCCCAGAUAGGGUGUUGGUGAUGACAUCUCCUUCUCCUCCAUCCUGGGCUAGAGCAGGGUCCUUCAACAUAAAGCCUUCUACAUAAAGGGGAAGAGGAUGGGAGCAUUCAGCCCCAACAGGGGCUGAGUGUCCCCAGACUCAGAGGAAGACUAGGCUGGAAAGGACUCUGGCAGAAGUGGCCCCGAAGUCUAAGACAGAUGUGGGCAAGAGAGAAAUUUUUAAAAUGCAGAAACCUUGGAAACAGGCCUAAGAUGUUAAGAGCAUGGGUAAAAAGCUAGAAUAAAGGUCAUAGUAUUACUAACGGGUGAGUGUGUUGAAGUGGGGUGGAGAAGGGUCACAACAGACAGCAGCUUAGCCCCCAGGCUUUCCAGAGAACUUCCAUGUUCCUCUCUCCAUACCCCCACAGGUGACACCCACCCCACCACCAGGGUCAGUGGGUGGUUUUCCUGAAGAAAAGAAACAUUUGUUCUUUGGGUCACUGAGCCAUGAGCCUGGUCUCAUCCUUCUGCAGAAGAUACAACCCCUAGUUUGAGUCUGCCAUUCCUGCUCCCUGGGGCCUCCUAGGACUGCUUAGCCAGUUAGGAACCAGAUCUGUGAACAAUCAAGCUUUAUUUUUACAAAAAUGAAAACUGUAGCAUGUCUCAACAGCUGGCCUGAGGUAGGUCUGGCUCAGCACUACUCAAAACUGCUGGGUUUCCUUUGUCCUUUCUUAGUUUCAAAGCAAAACCAGGCCAUCGUGCACCAGGAAUGAGCUCCAGCCCCCAAAUCUUGAUCAAGGGUGAGGUCUGAUUGAGGAGGUGUCGGGG